Messenger RNA from Neoarthrinium moseri, 2169 nucleotides. RefSeq lists its product as uncharacterized. The record is from RefSeq and is a predicted model, not a curated record. The transcript is spliced from 4 exons. NCBI's taxonomy places the organism in Eukaryota, Fungi, Ascomycota, Sordariomycetes, Amphisphaeriales, Apiosporaceae. Gene Ontology annotation, biological process: maturation of LSU-rRNA; rRNA base methylation. Gene Ontology annotation, cellular component: nucleolus. The coding region runs from base 1 to 2169 and encodes 722 amino acids. Gene Ontology annotation, molecular function: RNA binding; rRNA (cytosine-C5-)-methyltransferase activity.
AUGGGUGUCGGCAGACGCAUGCAGAAGCAGGGCCCUCCUGAGCCCCUGUCAGAAGAGCAUUUCGCCAGACUCAAGCGCAAGGCCGGCCUCCCCGUCGACGAUGUCCCCGCCGCGGCUCGCAACAACAAGAAGCGGAGGACAGCCAAGGAGCCCGUUGCGCCCAAGGGCAAGACCAACGGCGCUGCCGCCGCUGGCAAGAAGGGACCCCGGACCAAUGGACAGCUGAACGCUGCCAAGGCUGCACCGGCCCAGGCGAACGGCAGGAAGUCCAAGAAGGCGCCGCAACCCGAGUCCGACGACGAUAUCAGCGACGGGCUGGGCGACGGGUUUGGUGACUCGGACCUCGAGGAUGACGACGACAUCCACGGCCUCAAGGACGACUUCUUGGACUCCGACGACUCUGUCUACGAUUCCGACAACGAAGGGCAGCAGAAGGCUAUGUUCUCCGAAGACGAGGACGACUCGGACGCUGAGGAGAAGCUGACGGCCGCCAACAUUGCCGGUCUCUCAGCGAAGCUCGAUGCCAAGUUGGCGCAAGAGGAGGCCGACGCUCAGGCCGAGUUGGAGGAGAAUGCGCUGCAGACAAACAUCGACGGCGACAGGCCGCACGUCCUGGACGACGACGAGGAAGAGGGCCUGGCCGCCAAGACCAAGGCGCUGCUGGCACCAGACCUGCAGCUGCUGCGGACGAGGAUCACGGAUACCAUCAGGGUGCUGGGCGACUUUGCCAAGCUGGCCGAGGAGGGGAGGUCGAGGGCCGAGUACACGGCCCAGCUGCUCAAGGACAUCUGUGCCUACUACGGCUACUCCGAGUACCUGGCCGAGAAGCUGUACAACCUGUUCACGCCCCAGGAGGCCUUUGCCUUCUUCGAAGCCAACGAGAGCGCCCGUCCCGUCGUCAUCAGAACAAACACCCUCCGGACACACAGACGAGACCUCGCACAGGCUCUGAUAAAUAGGGGUGUUGUUUUGGAGCCCGUGGGCAAGUGGUCAAAGGUUGGACUGCAGAUCUUUGAGAGUCAAGUGCCAUUGGGUGCCACUCCCGAGUACCUUGCCGGACACUACAUUCUACAAGCUGCCAGUUCAUUCUUGCCCGUCAUGGCGCUGGGCCCCCAAGAAGGCGAGCGUGUGCUGGAUAUGGCCGCUGCCCCCGGUGGAAAGACCACGCACAUGGCUGCCAUGAUGAAGAACACCGGCUGCAUCUUCGCCAACGAUCCCUCCAAGUCUCGUGCCAAGGGUCUGAUCGGAAACAUCCACCGUCUCGGCGCGCGCAACGUGGUGGUGUGCAACUACGAUGCCAGAGACUUCCCCAGGGUGAUCGGUGGCUUCGACCGUGUGCUUCUCGAUGCCCCUUGCUCGGGUACUGGUGUCAUUGCCAAGGAUGCCUCGGUCAAGACCAACAAGACCGAGAAGGACUUCAUGGUCCUGCCCCACACCCAGAAGCAGCUGCUCCUGGCUGCCAUCGACAGUGUCAACCAUGCCAGCAAGACUGGUGGCUACCUCGUCUACUCUACCUGUUCCGUCACAGUCGAGGAGAACGAGCAGGUCGUCAACUACGUCCUGAGCAAGCGCCCCAACGUCAAGCUCGUUGAGACGGAUCUGCCUUUCGGAAAGGAGGGUUUCACCAGCUAUGCCGGAAAGCACUUCGACCCGUCGCUGCGGUUGACGAGAAGAUACUACCCUCACACAUACAACGUGGAUGGUUUCUUCGUCGCCAAGUUCCACAAGGUCGGCCCCUCGCCCGCCGGCGCCGCCAGCGUAAGCAAGGAGAAGGCGCCCACGGAGAAGCGGCCCGAGGACGAGGAGGUCAUCAACAAGACGCCCAUCGCCGCUGACGACAAGAUGGAGGGCGUCGAGACCGACGACUUUGGCGGCUUCGACGACGAGCAGGACGAGGAGUAUAUGGAGAAGGGCAAGCGCAACGCCAUGAGACGGCGCGGUAUCGACCCCAACGCGCUCGACAAGAGCAAGAAGGCCGCUGCAACCAAGGGUGACCAGGCCGAGAAGGUGAAGGAGAAGACGAAGGAGAAGAAGGCAGCCAAGGAGCAGGAGGCAAAGCCUGAGAAGGCCGCCAAGGCGGAGAAGGUAGCGAAGGCAGAGAAGGCCGCCAAGCCCGAGAAGGCUGAGAAGGCUGAGAAGAAGGACAAGAAGAAGACAAAGAAGGCGUAG